GAAGCAGUCAAGGUUCCUGUCUUCGGCUUUCUUUGUUGUUAACACGCUUCGCGUCGUAUUCGCGUAAGUUUUUGCCGGAGUGACGCAACUGCAGGCGCGUAUCGUAGAGGCCACACUCCAAUCCCAUCACUUUUGACUCCUCUCAAGCUUCGUAUCCACCACCGCCACCACCACCACCGAGACGAUCUCCUCCUCCAUCACCGUAUCAGUUGAGAUCGCGCGCGCGCGUGCCUCUGUUUAAUAACCGGCAACUUAACCCCUUAACGUCUCGAGAAGGUCCAUCUAGCGACAUCUAGUUGACCUCCGUGUUGUGGAGAGGUUGGUGGUGGUGGUUAGCCUUUUUGGCCACGUUCCCGCUUCACCAGGAGCCUACAUAGAGCGGCGCUUGUGAAGCUGUCCCACAGACUCAUCCCCCAUCAGCUCAUGAGCAGCGGCGGCGGCAGCAGCAGCGGCGGGAGUACUGCUCAGCGCGCCGCAAGAAGAGUAUGGUAAUACAUGAACGCCGCUGACGGUAGGAUAUGGCAGAUAAGCGAAAGCUACAAGCGGAGAUUGAUCGCUGCCUCAAGAAAGUGAGCGAAGGCGUCGAGAUUUUUGAGGACAUCUGGCAAAAGCACGAUCGCCUUUUCCAGGUGCAUAAUGCAGCCAACAUCAACCAGAAGGAAAAGUAUGAGGCUGAUCUUAAAAAGGAAAUCAAGAAGCUUCAGAGGCUUCGAGACCAGAUCAAAACAUGGCUCACUUCCAACGACAUCAAGGACAAAAGGCAGCUAAUAGAAAACCGCAAGCUGAUAGAGCUGCAAAUGGAGAGAUUCAAGGUGGUUGAGCGCGAGACGAAAACCAAGGCCUACUCCAAGGAGGGGCUGGGCUCCGCGGUCAAGGUCGACCCGGCGCAGAAGGAGCGCGAGGAGAUCAGCCAGUGGCUCACGAACACCAUCGACAACCUAAACAUGCAGGUGGACCAAUUUGAGAGCGAAGUGGAGUCGUUGUCGAUAGUGUCCAAGAAGAAGAAGAGUGAAAAGGAGAAGGCCGACCGCGUGGAGGUUCUCAAGCGGCAGCUGGAGCGGCACCGCUGGCACGUGGGCAAGCUAGAGACGCUGCUCCGCAUGCUGGACAACCAGACGGUGGAGGUGGACGCCAUCCGCAAGAUCCGCGACGACGUCGAGUACUACGCGGACUCGUCGCAGGACCCGGACUUCGAGGAGAACGAGUUCAUCUACGACGACAUCAACAUGGACGAAAUUGGCCUGGCUGCGGUUCUGGCCACCUCUCCAGUCAGCAACAGCCUCAACGACGACGAAGUUUUUAACCAAUCAAGCAGCACUCCGACCUCCACCACGUCAUGUUCGCCCGUGCCCAUCCCGAACGAGAACCACGAAAACCACCACCAGGACAAGAGGAGGAGCAAGUCGACGGACAGCGAGUCAAUGCAGUCUCCUGCGAAGGCGCUGUUAACGAAAGCGCACCACGGGACCGUAGGGACGCCAGUCUCGCCCAUCAUCCAGAAUACAUCGGGGCGGACUCUCAGCAAAUCGGAGAGCAGCGCGGGUGGCAGCGGCGGAAGUGGCGGUGGUAGCGGCAGUAACAGCAAAGCAGGCACCAGCAAACCAUCCGCGACGAGUCUAGCGUCAUCGCAGGCGCCGUCAGGUCCCGCGUACUCCGCCGCCGUUUCGGGCGUGACGCCGACAACCGGCGCGAGCGGGGGUGCGAGCGGCCUGGCCGCGGGGUCGUCCGCGGGGUCGGCAGGGGUGGCGCCGCCGGCGCUGUCUUCGUCGUCGACGUCCGGCACGACGGUCGGCGCCAGCUCGGUGUGGAGCCCCAGCGCCAACGGCCCCGGCGGCGGCGCCGGCAGCAGCGCCAGCGUGUGGAAUUUGUCGGGGCACGGCGUGGUGGGCGGCAGCGGCGUUUGGAACCCGACCAGCACGAGCACCGGCGUGUGGGCGCUGAACGGCGUCGCGGGUGGCGCGACCUCGGCUGGCGGCGGCAGCAGCAGCAGCAGCACCAGCAGCUUAGCGGGCGGCCUGGGGGGCAGCGGCGGCGGCGGCGGCGCGGUGGGCAGCGCGCCGUUGUCGCUGGCGCCGGGAGCAGGCAACGCGGCUCAACCGAGGCCGGGCUCGGCGAACCAGGCGGCGUCCGCGGCAGCAACUGCAGCGGCCGCGGCAGCGGCGAGCAGGCAGCUCAACGGUGCCAACAGCUACAGCUCCGUGGUGGCAGAGUCCCGGGAAGACUCGCCGCAGGUCGUCAACUCGGACUCGCCGAGCAGCCAGCCCAACAUCGCCCCCUCGCCUCCCCUCUUAAAGGAGACGCCGGACGCCAUCGCGGCUCCCCCUCCCGCGAGCCCCGGGCCGUCGGCAGCGGCGGCGUCGGUGGCGCAGGCCAGCGUCCCGUUGACCUUGGCGAGCCCCGACCUGGCGGAAGCCAAGGCGAGCUCGGAGAUGCGGAACGGGCCCCAGAGUUACGGGGCAAGCCCCUCACCCGACCAUAUCACCAAGGACUCGCUGAGCUCACUGAAGAGCAUGGCGGAGAAGGCUGCAGCGGAGGCCGGACUCGAGGGGCAAAUGCAGUCGCUCCACCUCACGGACAGAGACCUGUUUGUGGGCCCGGGCCGCCCUCCCAGCCCCGUCACAAAAGAGGCCCACGUGCAGCCGUUGCUGGGCGUGUGCCCGCUGGGUGCCACUCCGCUCGGCAAGGAUAACGUGUACCAGCAGGGCAUGCUGGAGGCCUCUUGGAGGCACAUGCCACAUCCGUCCGACGCCGAGAGGCUCAGGCACUACCUUCCCCGGAACCCGUGCCCGACCCCAUCGUACCACCACCGCGUGCCACCCACCCACUCGGACACGCUCGAGUUUUACCAGCGACUUUCCACGGAGACACUCUUCUUCAUCUUCUACUACCUGGAGGGCACCAAGGCGCAGUACCUUGCGGCCAAGGCCCUGAAGAAGCAGUCAUGGAGGUUCCACACCAAGUACAUGAUGUGGUUCCAGCGGCACGAGGAGCCCAAGACCAUCACGGACGAGUACGAGCAGCCGUGCGGUUUGAACGUUCACGCGUGCCAAUCGGGAACAUAUAUCUACUUUGACUACGAGAAGUGGGGCCAGCGCAAGAAGGAAGGGUUUACAUUCGAGUACCGGUACCUGGAGGACAGGGACCUGCAAUGAGGAAGAGGAGGCAGCGGUGGAGAAAGAAGGCGUGGGUGGGUGGGUGGGGGGUGGUGGUGGGCGGUGGACGGUGCAGAAGGAGGGCGACUUCUUUUCUCACCCGGUUCCCCCCCGCCCCCCUCCCCCCCUCCCCCCCCCCUCGGGUGGACUUGCAGGGGGACCACAAACACUCGCUCGCCCGCCUACAUACACACACACACACACGCACUCACGCGCACACACACACACGGGAGCCGGCACUCGACAAAGCCAGCAUCGGAUUCCUCUGGCUGUGGAUUCCCCCCACACGCGCAGAGCACAGGGAUUCCGUGCCGAGGAUACCGAGCUUUGUUUUGUAUAUUAUGUACUCUUUUGCUUUUUAAAAAAGAGAAAAAAUUGUGCACAUAAUAAUGUAUGGGAGGCGUGACUCCUGUGAUGUGUACAUUGCUGAGAACACGAAUGCAAGUAUUUAGAUCUUGUAAGAAAUAAUAAACUGUUUGUUCCUUUUGCAAC
Molecule: messenger RNA, 3644 nt
Organism: Petromyzon marinus (sea lamprey)
Lineage: Eukaryota; Metazoa; Chordata; Hyperoartia; Petromyzontiformes; Petromyzontidae
Product: CCR4-NOT transcription complex subunit 3
Biological process (GO): regulation of DNA-templated transcription
Cellular component (GO): nucleus; CCR4-NOT core complex
Source: RefSeq, a predicted model, not a curated record